This is a messenger RNA of Ostrea edulis (European flat oyster), 1089 nucleotides long. RefSeq lists its product as uncharacterized. The coding region runs from base 1 to 1089 and encodes 362 amino acids. NCBI's taxonomy places the organism in Eukaryota, Metazoa, Mollusca, Bivalvia, Ostreida, Ostreidae. The transcript has a single exon. The record is from RefSeq and is a predicted model, not a curated record.
AUGGAGGCUAGAUGGAUCGUCGUUGUUUUACUGUUGUCUACAGAAGUAUUUGCUCAAAUUCCAAACCCGUCAAUCUUCCAAUCUAGCCAACCACUGCAAACAUUUCAAGCUCAAGGAACGCCUUUCCAAGGGGCCCAAGCUUCUCCAAAUCAAAUUUCGUACACGCCGUUUCAAACCGUUCCAUUUCCGCCUUCUGCCAGUAAUGCACAGCAACCGGUACCGGCCGGGCAACUUCGAAUGACAUUAGGAAGCCAGUUGCAACCUAUGCAACAGCUGGCUGGAAAUAAUCUCCAACAAAAUGCGCCGCAACAAGUUCAGAUUCAAGGCACGACGUUUCAAGCUGCCCCGGGUACAUCUUUGCAACCUUUCCAAUCAGGACAAGCCGCUCAACAACAGGUUUCUUCGCUGCAAGCAACAAACAGUAAUUCUGAUAUCGAUGUACAGAAAACAAUUCAGAGCACUGUGCAACAAGCCCAGCAAAUUACACAAAACUCGGCGACUCAAAAUUCGGGAACAGAUUCGAAUGUGGUGUCUAGAGACACGAAGCUGAACGGGAGCAUCAUCAGAUUUAACGGGAAAGUUUUCAUCGCAGAAAAUAAUGGACAGAUGAUAGAGGCCCCCACACUGGGACAUUUAGUCGGACAGCAAAUUGUCAAUGGCCAAAUCAUUACACAAGAUGAUUCAAGUAUGAUUGCGGCCCAGCAAAAUAACAUUGCAGCCACCAAUUCGUUAAUACCCAGAAUGUCAUUCAUAAACGGGCAAAAUCCCAUAAAUAAUGUGAUGGCUCCCAAUCAAGGGUUUUUCUCUCCUGGGCAAGCACCAAUCCAACAACCGUUUCCAUUUCCGGGACAAAUGCGACCUAACCCGAUGCAAAACGCUGUAUUUCAAAAUAGACAAUUCAUGUUACAAAAUGGCCGAGUGCCCAUGCCACAAAAUAUGAUAGGACAAUUUUCCAUGCAGCGUCCGCCGCUGCCAUUUCAGCAGCGACGACUGAUGAGAAGACCGCCUCUUAUGAGACCUCCGAUGUUCCCAGGGCAACGGGGUGGAUUCCGACAGGGACCUCCAGGGAGACAAUUUGGUAAAUUCUAA